Messenger RNA from Candoia aspera, 3475 nucleotides. RefSeq names its product X-prolyl aminopeptidase 1 (gene XPNPEP1). NCBI's taxonomy places the organism in Eukaryota, Metazoa, Chordata, Lepidosauria, Squamata, Candoiidae. Gene Ontology annotation, molecular function: metalloaminopeptidase activity. The record is from RefSeq and is a predicted model, not a curated record. The transcript has 20 exons. The coding region runs from base 105 to 1976 and encodes 623 amino acids.
GCAUUGCUGAGUUAAUGAAGAGCAAGAACAGAACAGAGGAGUGAUUUCACUAUCCAAGGCUGGGAAAUUUGGGCUUCGGAGGGAUAACUACCUGGAACAGGACCAUGCUUCCGAAAAUAACUACAGAACUGCUUAAGCAGCUUCGGCAGGUGAUGAAAAAUUCCAAAUAUGUUUCUGAACCCAUUCAAGCCUACAUUGUGCCCUCGGGAGAUGCUCAUCAGAGUGAAUACAUUGCACCUUGUGACUGCCGAAGGGAGUUCAUUUGUGGGUUUAAUGGCUCAGCAGGAACUGCCAUUAUAACAGAGCAAGAUGCAGCCAUGUGGACAGAUGGACGCUACUUCCUUCAGGCAACCCAACAAAUGGAUUCCAAUUGGACACUCAUGAAGAUGGGGCUGAAAGACACUCCUACUCAGGAGGACUGGCUUGUGAAUGUACUUCCCCAAGGUUCCAAAGUUGGAGUGGAUCCUUCUAUUAUUCCUGCUGACCAGUGGAAGAGGAUGUCCAGAGUUCUGAAAUGUGCUGGCCACGUUCUUGUGCCAGUCAAAGAUAAUUUGAUUGAUUCCAUAUGGGCAGACCGGCCACCACGACCAUGUAAGCCUCUGAUGACACUAGAUCUCAGCUUCACAGGGAUCAGUUGGAAAGAAAAGAUUACAGCUCUGCGGGGCAAAAUGGCUGAGAGGAAGGCUCUCUGGUUUGUUGUGACAGCUUUGGAUGAUGUGGCUUGGCUCUUUAAUCUUAGAGGGUCUGAUGUGGAAUAUAAUCCAGUGUUCUUUACUUAUGCUAUCAUAGGGAUAGAUACUAUCAGGUUGUUUAUUGAUGGCAAUCGCUUAGUAGACCCAAAUGUGAGAGAGCAUCUGUUCCUGGAUUCUGCUCAGGACCCUGAAUUGCACAUACAAGUACUGCCAUAUGAUUCCAUCCUAACAGUUCUGAAAUCAAUUUGUGAAACUCUCUCUCCGCAUGAGAAAGUUUGGCUCAGUGAUAAAGCCAGCUAUGCCUUGACUCAGGCCAUUCCCAAGGAUCAUCGCUACCUCACCCCCUACACUCCCAUCUGCAUGGCAAAAGCUGUAAAGAAUGUGACGGAAGCUGAAGGCAUGAGGAAGGCUCAUAUUAAGGAUGCUGUUGCAUUGUGUGAGCUAUUUAAUUGGCUGGAGAAGGAGGUUCCCAAAGGCAACAUUACAGAAAUCAUAGCAGCAGAUAAAGCAGAGGAGUUUCGUAGCCAUCAAGAUAAUUUUGUUGACUUGAGCUUUGCUACCAUUUCAAGUACAGGCCCAAAUGGUGCUAUCAUUCACUACAAGCCUUCUCCUGAAACAAAUAGGACUUUGUCCUUGAAUGAGAUCUAUCUCUUGGAUUCUGGUGCUCAGUACAAGGAUGGAACUACAGAUGUGACAAGGACUAUGCAUUUUGGCAACCCCUCAAUGUAUGAGAAGGAGUGUUUUACCUAUGUUCUGAAGGGCCACAUAGCUGUCAGUGCAGCCAUAUUUCCUAAUGGAACCAAAGGUCAUCUCCUGGACUCCUUUGCUCGCUCUGCAUUGUGGGAUCAAGGCUUAGAUUACUUGCAUGGCACAGGUCAUGGAGUUGGUGCCUUCCUCAAUGUCCAUGAAGGUCCAUGUGGCAUUAGUUACAAAACAUUUGCAGAUGAACCUCUGGAAGCUGGAAUGAUUGUUUCUGAUGAACCUGGUUAUUAUGAAGAUGGGUCUUUUGGAAUCCGAAUUGAAAAUGUAGUCAUUGUUGUUCCUGCUAAAACAAAGCAUAACUUCAGCAACAGAGGGAGUUUGACUUUUGAACCAUUGACCCUGGUCCCGAUCCAAACUAAAAUGAUACACGUUCACUUACUGACCCAAAAAGAGUGUGACUGGCUGAAUGACUACCACAGAAAAUGCAGAGAGGUGAUCGGGGCAGAACUUGAACGACAAGGAAGACAUGAAGCUCUCCAGUGGCUCAUUAGAGAAACAGAGCCAAUCUCUCAAAUACACUAACAGUGUUUCUCUUUUUGGAUGCAAUUCUUUUUUAAAAUUACAUGUGCAGGACUGGUUUGGCUUUACAAUAAUGAUUUGGGGAAGGCAUGAAUUUUUUAAAGAUAAUAAUCAAGAGAAAUAGAAGAGGAAGAAUGGGCAAGGUAGAAGGUGAGAGGAUUUAUUCCCCUGUGAUAUUCUCUCUUUUUUCCCUUUUGAUAAUGAACAAAAUUAAAUUCAGAGCUGUGAAAUCUGUGUCUUAAAGAGUGAGAAGAUGGGUUAGUGGGACUGAUCUCUGGAUCUGAUUGAUCAAUUUGCUUGCAUAAACAGCCCAGUCCAAAGUAAGAAAUGUGAGUUACCAUAAUGUGACUUGACUCUUGGUGGCAAUUUUGUCAAAUGUUAAGGAAGAAUGGUACUGCAUCAAAGGUACACAUGUCUGUUAAAAUUGUUGUCUGUAUAGAUCUAGGUUUCCCAAAAAAUAGCAUUCAUCAUAACCAUCCCUGAAAGAUUUUAGUAUCUGGCUUAGCUGCAUCUCACGCUUUAGAAAGGCAGCUAAUUACAUGCAUGUUUACCAUUCAGUAAAGGUAAUGCCAAGCAAUACCUUGCAUCUGGAGCAUUCAUCACAGAUCAUACACCAUCUAGUGCAUGCUGGCUGCAACCCUAUGGCUGUCUCCUCUGAACUAAGCCCCUUGCAUUCAGUGGCUUUUAUUCAAAGACACUUAGGACUGCAGCCUUAGCAGAAUAUGUCCUGAUAGCCUCAUGCCAUCUCAACGAAGUUUGAGCAAUUUAUUUUCAAUAGAUCCAAAUAAUAAAUGGAGCAAUCUGCAAUUGAGUAAUGUCAGGGAAAACAGGGGAUGGCACGGUGGGUGUCUUUUUUGUACAUUACAAAUUCUGAAACUGUUUUGGACACAGGUAAUAAUACCCACCUUGUUGAAGCAUGCAACAUAACACAACAGAAUUCUCUCAUGACUUUGUAUUUCUCUAGGUUCUAAAUGUGUGUAAUAAGUAAACAGUAUCAGCAAAUGCAAGGGUCUUUUGAAUGUUUGAAUGAAUCCUGUAUGGGAUUCUUUUUCUUUUUAGUCUGCAAGAGCUCCAAGAUCUACAAAUGUUGACUCCUUACUAUUAAGUUUAGUCCAACAUUUUUUGUGAUAACUUGGGGUCAAUAGAAUGUCAAAUCCCUAUAAUUAAAGUAGAUUAUACUAGGUAUUUCAAAGCAUGAGAAAGGAGCUGGCAGCAAAGCUUUGAUUCUCAGUACAUGCUAUUUUUGUGCCAUUCUAUAUGCAACUCUCUGCACUAAGAGCAUCCUGAGUAUGCAGAAGCAGACCCACAGAGAGAGCUCAGAUUGUCUGUCCCCUUUGGCUAUACUGGAAAUGAUGAGAGUUGUAGUUUACCACAUUUUAUGUGUCCCAGAUUGGGGAAGGGUCCCUAGUUCAAUUUGUGUGUGUUGCAAAGCACACUUUUCCAUGGAGGACUAUGAUAAUGUUCAGAUGUAUCAAUUAAUUAAAAAUACAAAAUCUUAAUAA